Messenger RNA from Elgaria multicarinata webbii, 2107 nucleotides. It is a transcript of the gene LRRC70, whose product is annotated as leucine rich repeat containing 70. Gene Ontology annotation, cellular component: extracellular matrix. The record is from RefSeq and is a predicted model, not a curated record. The coding region runs from base 125 to 2029 and encodes 634 amino acids. The transcript is spliced from 2 exons. Lineage: Eukaryota; Metazoa; Chordata; Lepidosauria; Squamata; Anguidae. Gene Ontology annotation, molecular function: protein binding.
AGAAUGUUGUCUAGAAAGUUCUUAAAAUAAAUUCUAAUAUAUAAAGAUACUGGGCAUUUUAAAGAGCUACAGAAGAAGAGAUUUUAGCAGACAAAAUGAGCCUCAUAUUCUGGCACAAUCAGAGAUGACUGGCAGAGUCACACCCCGAGAUAUGUGUCAACUUCACCACCUUGGAUCAUUUCGGCAUAUUCUUAAUUGUUUUCUUCUGUUGCUGAUCCAGAAGGAUAUAUUUUGCUGUCCAUCUGUUUGCCAGCAGUGUUCAGGCAGACAAGCUGACUGUCGUAAUUCAGGUCUUUCAGCUAUUCCAACGAAUUUCCCACCACAUACUACAUUUUUAUAUUUAAGUGGGAAUAAUUUAUCACACAUAAAUCCAAAUGAACUCAUAGAACUCCAGCAACUUGCUGUGCUUCACUUGGAUAAUUCUAGCAUUUUAUAUGUUCACCCAAAGUCAUUUGCUGAGUUUAAGAAAUUGUGGUACCUACAUCUGAAUAAUAACCACAUAAAACACUUGGAUCCUGGAACAUUUGAAGGACUUUCAAAUCUUCAUUCUUUAUCCCUGCAAAAUAAUGAAAUUGCUUUUGUUCCUAAAGGAUUAUUUAGUGAUCUCACUUCGGUUCAAUACCUAAUGCUUCAAAGCAAUCACCUCAGCAUCCUUGGUAGUGGCACUUUCUUUGGAAUGAGUAGUCUUCGGAUUCUUAACCUAGCCAACAAUAAGAUUUCGUGGAUAUCACGCUCAGCAUUUCAUCAUCUUGACAACCUUACAUGUUUGUACCUUGAAGGUAACAAUUUAACACAUGUGCCAUCAAAUGCGUUUGUAGCAUUGGACAAUCUUGAAAGACUUUCUCUGUCACUUAACCCUAUUGGAUCAAUACCUCCCUUUGCAUUUAAAAGACUGGGCAGGCUUGAGUAUCUGUCUUUGAAAAGUGCAAACAUAAAAGCGAUCAGUGUGAAUGGCUUUUCAGGGUUAAAUAAUCUUAAAAAGUUAGUUUUGAGUAAUAAUCAUUUAGAAAAUGUCAGUUCCAGCACCUUUGCAGUGUUGGAUAAUUUAAUGUUUCUGCAACUUGAUAGAAACAAAAUAAUCCAUAUUGCAGAUAAUACAUUUGAAAGAAUGGGAUCCAGUUUGAAGAUACUGGAUCUAGCAUUUAAUAAUCUGACAUUCUUGCAGCCUAAUGCGCUUAAGCCUUUGGUCUCUUUAACGCACUUACAGGCAAAUUACAAUCCUUGGAAUUGUAGCUGCAGAUUACUUGAGCUGGUUAAUUGGCUAGCUUCUUCGUCCAUCUCUGUAAAAAUUAAUUGCCAAAAUCCUUCCAGUUUGCGUGGAAGGCACUUGAAUUAUGCUAAAUGGGGAUUGUUUACAAAGUGUUUCAGCACUACCACAAGACCUGAAGUAUUCAAGAAUAUUAAACCUGCAGGCAUUCUUCACAGCACCACUACUUUAUUGAUGGCAUGGGGUAAAAAACCCACAAGCAAUACAGCUUAUAAACAUUUUAGUAUGGAUGCAACAGAUACAGUGACUUUAUGGGCCGAAGUGCCUACCCCGUCUGCUAGUCAAAACCUUUAUGAAGCGUAUUCCAGCGGGAAGAUGAGACACACAGCUUCAGUCGUAACAUUACAAAUACCAGCACAGAAGAUACCUGUUAAUUUGACCACGGAAGAAAACACAGUAUCUUCUUCAGAAGCUGCUUCUGUAUCCUUUAAAGCUUCUCUAAUCUGUUCACAGCAGGUAGAGAAACUAAAUCAGGCUUUUGACAUUUUAUUAACCUUUUUUAUUUUGGCCUGUGCUGUGAUCUUCUUUUUGAUCUACAAAAUCAUUCAAUUUAGGCAGAAGCUCAAAUUGCAAAAGAACUCUGACAAUGGGAUAGAAUACUAUAGCUUUUAUCAAGCUGGUAGAUACAAAUUAACGGAUCCAAUUCAGCCUGUACCUCAGAAUCCAAUGGGAAGUUCAGAACUGGGCUGUGUUCAGCUUUCUAAACCAACAGCACUUGAAAGUCAAGCACAGGUCAUCUUAGUUGAACAUUCAGCAUUGUAAUUCAGCGGGAUUCCUGUGGCUGCAUGUAUAAAGACCAAUACAGCAAUUGCAUAUCAUGUUUUGUGGGAAAUAGUUUAG